UGACAUUUUCUCACAACUCUUGGAUGUAGUAGAAAGUGUUAAAAGUAACGAAGCAGACGACGAGGUGCCAGAUAUAUAAUUUAGUUGAUCAUGAACAAGAAAGGAAUCGUCGUUCAAUAUCAUUGAAAUUAAUAGUAAAUAUAAAACAACGAUAUCAUGGAUCAUUUAAUUAUUCUAGUGGCAAUGAUACAUUUAUUGUACUGUCCAUUUACCAAAGUUGAGGAAAGUUUUAAUCUACAAGCUACACACGACCUAUUGUAUCAUGGCUUUAAUUUAUCCGAGUAUGAUCAUCAUGAGUUUCCUGGAGUUGUACCACGUACUUUUCUUGGACCUAUUGUGAUAUCAAGUCUUGCUUAUCCCUUUGUGGCAACUAUUCAAUAUUUUAAUAUUAAUAAAUUUCUUGCUCAAUACAUAGUAAGAGCUACGUUGGGUUUGUUAGUAAUAGGUUCAUUGAAACUCUAUAGAAAUGCGUUAGAAAAUGUCUUUGGUACUAAAUUCACUAAUUGGUUUGUGGCUAUUACGGUAACACAAUACCAUUUCAUGUAUUAUCUUAGCCGUCCUUUGCCAAAUAUAAUGGCUAUGCCUCUAGUAUUGCUGGCGUUAUACGGAUGGUUAAAACAAAAUCAUGUAACAUUUAUUUGGUCAUCGGCAGCAGCCAUAAUCAUAUUCAGAGCAGAACUUUCAAUACUUUUGGGACUAUUCCUUUUAUAUGAUAUAGCCAACCAGAAACUUUCUGUUCCAAGAUUACUCAAAAUUGCUAUACCUGCUGGUAUAUUAUUCCUAGCACUUACUGUUGGAAUAGACACUAUUUUUUGGAAACGUUUAUUAUGGCCAGAAGGAGAAGUAUUUUACUUCAACACGAUUCUCAAUAAAAGUGGAGAAUGGGGUACAUCUCCAUUUCUCUGGUACUUUUACUCAGCACUUCCACGCGGUUUAGCUAUUUCAUAUGUUUUAAUUCCUCUGGGAAUUUUAUGGGACGCACGUGUACGUGCAUUUACUGUACCAGCUAUAAUAUUUGUGGUACUAUUUUCAUUUUUACCACAUAAGGAAUUAAGAUUUAUAAUAUAUGUCUUUCCCUUGCUAAACGUUGCAACAGCAGCUGCAUGUCACAGAAUAUGGGAAAAUAGAGGAAAAUCACCGUGGAAUGGAAUAUUGUCACUAAUCGUUGUCGGACAUUUGAUUUUAAAUGCCAUAUUUUCAAUGUUUCUCUUAUGCGUAGCUAGUUGCAAUUAUCCAGGAGGUUUGGCCAUCGCUAGAUUGCAUAGACUUGAACAAAACUCUACUGAAUCAGUGUACGUACAUAUUGAUAAUUUGGCAGCACAAACCGGAGUGUCAAGAUUUACUCAAACUAAUUCAUCUUGGAUAUAUUCAAAACGAGAAGAUUUAACUUUUACUGAUCCAGAAAUGUUACAAUAUUCGCAUUUAUUAAUAGAAGCCAAAAGCAAAUAUUCACCUAAUAUAAAACCUUAUUUAAAAACUCAUGAAAUUUUGGAUUCAAUCGAUGGUUUUUCACAUAUAACAUUAAAUUAUAAUAUUUUACCACCAAUUAGAAUCAAAACUAAACCAACUAUAUUCAUUAUGAAGAGAAAAGCUAAUAUCAAAUACGAUCCAAAUAAAGCUAAAGUUGUCAAGCCUUCUAUCACGGAUAAUUCAUCUCAAAAUGAUACUACAAUGUCAGAUACAAAUUCAAAUGUAACGAAUGACAUUUUAGAAAUUAUGGAACCGAUACUCGACGACAUCGUUGAAUCUUUGGAAGAAAUUGGAAAACCGUUAUCUUCAAAUGAAAAAUCUUUUAUUAAAACUGAAAUUGAUUCUAUGGAACAAAGAGAAACCUUAUCUGAAGAUAUGUCGGAUAUAUUACCAGAUGGGAAUAAACAACAACUUGUCGAAACAUCUGCAGAUUCAUUAGAUAAUAUUUCUAAAGAAACGGAUAUAAUAAGUCAAGAAAAUGAAUCUGAAAUCAUAUCUGCAGACAACAAAAUUAAUACAAAAGAUAACUUUGAUAUGACUUAUCCAAAGAUAAUAGAAAAGAAUGUUAAUUACGAGAAGGAAUCAUCAACAACAACGACUCAAUUAAAAUCUAAAAGUGGUGCCAUAGGUGUUUCUGAAAAUACUAGUGACGUCAAGGAAACUGUUAAAAAAAGAAUUCAAGAAAAAAUUCUGAUAAAUAAUGUCAAGAAAGAAAUAACUAAGGAAAAAGAUAAUGUAGACCCUGCUAAUAAACUUAAUACGAAGAUUAAAAAAUUAGUGAAAACGAAAGUGGAAUCAAAAGUAAAACCAAAAAGUUUAAUGAAACAAGAAAUAAAGGAGAAGCAACAAAUUGUAAAUGAAGAAAAAAAUAAAGAAGUUACGAUCAAUGUAAAAGAGAGUAUUAGAAACAUUAUAGAUCAAUUUAAAGAAUUUGAAAAAGAUUUUACGUAUGAAGAUUCCAAUUCUCAACAGCAAUGGGCUCAUUUAAAUAAUAAUAAAUAUUCUAACGAGAUAGAUGAAACGAUAGAAAACAAGGAUACAGAAUCAUUAAAUAUUUAUCCUACACAUAAUCAGAACUUGAAAAUCGUUAAGGAUGCUAAAGAAAGUUUAAAAGAAAUAAUAGAUCAAUUUAAACAUCUUAAAAAUGAGUUAAUUUCUGAAGAGGAUGAUAAACUUGAUGAAAUAGCUGGUAAAUAUAUGGAUAGACCAAUAUCAGAAACGUUAAUGGACUUUAGCGAAGCUUUGAAAAAUUUGAUUCAACAUAGAAAGAAAACUAAAGCGAGCCCUGCUGUUACUUUAAGUUUAGACAAUAAAAAAUUAAUUCACACCCAAACUAAUAUACCAAAAACAACAAUCCCGCAAUCAGACAUAAAUGCUAUAAAAAAGGUAAGUCUUAACCAAAUCACAGAGAAAGAUAAAAAACAACACAAAGAUGAAAGAAUAAAAUCGAAAGCACAUCAAGAUGCUUCAAUAGAUAUUUCGACAAUAAGCAGCUCUAGGAUAAACUUAAAUUUAAAUAAAGUUUCUAACAAAAAUGAUCAUGCUGUAAACAUCGACAGAGAAUCUGCUGUACUUCCUCCAAAGUCAGUCAAUAUAGCUAUUGACAUUAGUCAAGAACAAAUUUCUAAAGAAGAUACAAGUAAAACAAAUAAUGAAAAAAGUAGUUGAAGAAGUUGAAUCCUUACGUCACAAAUCAUCUUCUUUAAAACAAGAAAUAUCUUAAGAAUAAUGUAAAUAUGUUUCCUGUGAUAUGAAAGAACUUGUAUUUUUUAGUUGAUAUUUCUGCUUUACCAAUAUGGACGAUCAUUCAUCUUUUACCUUUUAAAUCAAUUAACGAUAAAUUACAACAUAUCCUAAUGUAUAAAUAAAUUCCAAAGCUUCUGUUAAAAAGAAUCGUUACGGAUACAUUAAAAUCUACUUCAAUUUACAUACAUUUUGUUACAAGAACGAGCUGUACAAUAAAAUUAUUAUGUCAGGCUGUUUAUGGUACAAACAUUUUAUCCAGUUACUCUAUCAAAUUUCAAUUGCAACAAAUGAAAUCUUAUAAUUUUAUACUACUUGCAUUUAAACG
Messenger RNA from Polistes dominula (European paper wasp), 3541 nucleotides. RefSeq names its product Alg12 alpha-1,6-mannosyltransferase (gene Alg12). Gene Ontology annotation, molecular function: alpha-1,6-mannosyltransferase activity. The record is from RefSeq and is a predicted model, not a curated record. Gene Ontology annotation, biological process: protein N-linked glycosylation. NCBI's taxonomy places the organism in Eukaryota, Metazoa, Arthropoda, Insecta, Hymenoptera, Vespidae. Gene Ontology annotation, cellular component: endoplasmic reticulum membrane.